This is a messenger RNA of Pantherophis guttatus, 788 nucleotides long. NCBI's taxonomy places the organism in Eukaryota, Metazoa, Chordata, Lepidosauria, Squamata, Colubridae. The record is from RefSeq and is a predicted model, not a curated record.
ACACUCUUCCAGAAAGACUGCUACUUAAAGAAAACACCUCCUCUGUCCUAAGUGAGUGGCUUCAUAAACAGCAAGAAAUGGAUACUACAAAAUCACAUGGAUUCUCCCUAGCCAGCUUCCUUGUCCUCAUGUUCUUGGGAGAUCUCACAGAGGCCUGCAGCACAUGUCGGGAAAUAUCUCUCCGGGAUGCAUGUUGCACACAUGACUUCGUGAUGAGGGUCCAAUUUAUGAGUGUCAGGCGGGAUCCUGAGUUUCCUAUACAUCUAAAUAUGUUUAGUAUUCAGCCCAUCCAGGUAUUCAAAGGUCCAAUGUACUUAAGAAAUGCACGGGUUCUUUACAGCCCAGAAGAAGAGUAUUACUGUGGAUAUCAACACAGAGGCCCUCUCAGAGGAGAUGACUACUUAAUUUCAGGGUUGAUUGAUGACAUUGGUCCUCAAAUCAAUAAGUGCCACUUAGCAAAACCAUGGAAUGAAGUAAGUCUUAUAGACAAAAUGAACCUGAAUCGUGUCGCCGGUAAGGAUUGCAGCACCAUCUGUCCACGUGAUUAAAAUUCAUGGCCUUCGCUGUCAAUAUACUACUGCAUAGAGAAUGACAAAUAACCUGGAUGUACCUGAAUACUUGUUACAAGAAUGCAAAUGUUCAAAACAAGAUGAGCAGCAAAAAAAUCUAAUAAAUGAAAUGAAAUAAAAUAAAAUGAGAUUUAAGAGUGUCAUUUAUUUUUCAGAUGUGUAUGUUCUCCAUGUCAUUCCACCUUGCUAUGUACAAAAGGAAAAAAAAAAACAUAAAUA